This is a messenger RNA of Panicum virgatum (switchgrass), 1012 nucleotides long. RefSeq lists its product as uncharacterized. The record is from RefSeq and is a predicted model, not a curated record. Bases 207 to 947 code for a protein of 246 amino acids. Lineage: Eukaryota; Viridiplantae; Streptophyta; Magnoliopsida; Poales; Poaceae. The transcript has 2 exons.
CAUUAAAAGGUUUGCUAGCAUGGUAUGUAUCUCGAGGAUCCGCCUAUUCCUUUUGUAGCGUGCUUUCCAUUUUUUGAACGCAAGAUAUUGCAAUACUUCUCAUGCCCUGUUUCAGAUUCUGUGGAGGAUCGUGGGAGAGGGUGAUAUGGAGAACGGUGCAGACCAACUGAAGAAAGAGGGGACUCAGGGGAGAGGGAAAGAAUAAGAUGCAGAACAGCGGAGAGGAGCAGAGUCUCGUGAGCCAAGAUAAUGGUUUGUCGAUCAGCGAUACAGAGGGGCGCGGCGUUUUGGAGGAAGAGCUCAGCUGGGCCAGAUUGGAGAGGCAGAAGGUCCUCGCCUUGUCCGCGGAGGCUGACGAAGCCAUCUGGCAUCUGGCCGCACUUGCCCGGCGAACCAUGCAAGAAAGGGACGAGGCGAGGAACCAGGCGAGGAUGCUGCUCGCGGGGUUCCAGGCGAGGAACGCCCAGACGAUGAUGCCUCCCCGAACACCAUGCUCCAGGUCCAGGGUUGCAGGGCCUGGAGCGUUCGCCGCCACCGGCUACGGCCAGAGCCAGGCCCUUGCUCCCACCGCGUUCGGGCCUCCCGGCAACGCGGCGAUGCAGGGGCACUACGCCCGGGCCGGAGCCGGGUUCUGCGUCGCAUCAUCCUCCACCGGCUUCGGCCACACCAGCCUCGCCUCGCCGCUGGACGCGUACGCCGCUCACCCAGCUCUGCACUGCUUCGCUUCCUCGAGCCAGGAUCACUUCGACCCUGACAUGUUCCUGGUGGACGUCGCGGAACCGCCGCAAGAUGCCGUUCCGGCGGCUGCGGGCUCCAGCCAGGAGGGAGGCUCCGGCGCGUAUGGUCAGAUCGCCGAGCCGAGGCCGUUGCAAUGGAAAGGAAAAUCAGCAGCUCAAGAUGCUGUCCUUCGUGCUGCUGCAGGCCAUGGCCAUGGCCAUGCUCCCUAGUUUCUAGGUCGGGCUCUGUGCACUGCUCACAUGAUCAAGUUUGUUCAGCAGGUUGUUAGUACUUA